Molecule: messenger RNA, 2237 nt
Organism: Triticum urartu
Lineage: Eukaryota; Viridiplantae; Streptophyta; Magnoliopsida; Poales; Poaceae
Product: protein WHAT'S THIS FACTOR 1 homolog, chloroplastic
Molecular function (GO): RNA binding
Source: RefSeq, a predicted model, not a curated record
CCCUUCGCUGCGUCCAAAAUGGCCCGGUCCAGUUGGUUCCCGCUCUGUGCGAAGGGUCGUCAAUUUGUCGCCCGCAGGCGUCGUAUAGGAGCUCUCGAUCUAGCCCGUUAUCCGUGCUGCUCUGUUCGGCUGUUCCCAUCGAGAUCGAGCCAUCCUCCCUCCACUCCGGCGGUUCCACGAUUGGCGUGGCCGCCCCGGCGCCGGCCCCCAUCCUCCCUCCUCCACGACUUCCCCGGCCCCGGUGGCCCUUGCCCCCCAGUCCUCGUUCCCCAUAAGGCCGUCCUCACUCUCUCACGGCCCGCGGCCGCGCUUGACUCCAAACUCGGCGACCUCCGAGCACGAGCAGUCUCGCCGUCAUUGUCCUCUGCCGCCGGCGAGCUCCGGUCGGUGACGUCCUAAUGGCCUGACCUCGAACGGUAAACGCCGCAUCGAGCUCAACUGCUGGAGAAUUUGAAGUACAACUUUCUGCUUCUUUAUUUUGCGCUCUUGAUCACUUGGGAUCUGCGGUGCCUGCACGGACUUGCAUUUAAGACCUAAAAUUUGAUGAGAAGAAGAUUGGCAGAACAUUUAUCUUACAUUCCCAGAUCUCUUUCCUUGAUACAACUCAAGGAAAUGUCCUCAUUUUCUGCUGGUCAUGGACGCCGGCCAAAGAAGAAGCUUUAUCACCGUGAGCCUGGCCUCGACAAGGCCAUGGACCUCCAAAAGAAGCCCGCUCUCCUCCUUCGUCUCCGUGAGCUCAUCUUGGCCCAAAAGAAAGGAUCACUACUUGUACGUGACCUUGAAAAGGAGGUUGGCUUUGUCCAAAAAUGGAACUUUGUUUCACUUAUCGAGCGCCACCCCAAUAUCUUCCAUGUCUCUGGUGGAAGUACAUCGCGUGAGCCCAUUGCUGUCACACUUACUGAGAAGGCCAGAAAUAUUUCUGGUGAAGAGAUCCAAGCACAGGAGCUAAUGGAACCCAUCUUGGUAAGAAAUCUGAGGAAGCUGUUAAUGAUGUCGAUGGACUGCCAAAUCCCUUUAGAGAAGAUUGAGCUCAUCCAACCUGAAUUGGGUUUACCAAAGAACUUCAAGGACAAGUUGAUUCCUAGUUACCCUGACUUUUUUUCAAUCCGUGAUGUGCGAGGCUUGGACCAUCUGUGUUUGGAGAGUUGGGAUUCUUCACUAGCAGUCACAGCACGAGAAGAAAAAUUGAAUUUUGAUGGUUUCCAAAUGGAUUAUAGAGGGGUUGCUAAAGAUGGGAAUAUACUGGGUCCUUUUGCUUUCAAGUUAAAGUAUCCAGCAGGAUUUAGGCCCAACCGCAAGUACCUUGAGGAGGUAGUCAGGUGGCAGAAGAUGGCAUUUCCUUCACCUUAUUUGAAUGCUAGGAGAGUGGAGCCUGCAACUCCACAGGCUCGAAAGCGAUCUGUUGCUGUUCUACAUGAGAUCUUAAGCUUGACAAUGCAGAAACGACUGACAUCUGAUAAGCUAGAAGUCUUCCAUAAUGAGUACAGGCUGCCAUGCAAGCUACUUCUUUGCUUAGUAAAAAAUCAUGGUAUCUUCUACAUCACUAACAAGGGAGCAAGAAGUACCGUCUUCCUCAAGGAGGCCUACGAUGAUACUAACCUCAUUGAGAAGUGUCCUCUUCUGAAAUUCCAUGAUCAGUUUUCAUCUUUAAUUGGCCGAUCAUGCUCCGACUUAAAUACUCCACUGGCAGUAUAGCUUGAGUGUUAUUGAUUUACAUGAGAAGCGAAACCAUGGUGCGUCUGGCUGGUGCUUAGUUGAUUGCUUGAUGUUCACAUGAGCCCACUUGCACACAACAAACUAUGUAAUUCCUCUGUACAACGGAUGUGUCUUGCGCCUUAUCAGCUGUUAAAGAUAAAACUGUAAACACCAACAUCCCAUCUUUAAAUAUGAAGCACCCCAGGAAUCAAGUUGCAGAUCAGCUGAUGAGACAUCCAUGUUUGUACGGAGGUCACAAGUUCAGUUGGAAUGUAGGGGUUGAGAGGAUUAAGUGCAUGAUUGGUUUGAUACCAAAAUUUGGCAUGCCAAGAUUUCUAGUGAUUGGUUUGUUUCUUGCCAAGCUCACAAAAACUUGCCAAAUUUUGACAACUUUUGAUUUACCAAAUGUUGGCAUCAAAUCAAUCAGCCUCUAACUCCAGUUGUGCAGCUUAUAAUGCCGAAAAAAGAAGUUGCAGUAUCAAUUCCGCUUUGUACUAAGAUAUGUAAUGUUGAGUUGCUUCUCCUAAUUGGAUGGAUUUCUA